Coprinopsis cinerea okayama7#130 is the source of this 612-nucleotide messenger RNA. RefSeq lists its product as hypothetical. Gene Ontology annotation, biological process: mitotic sister chromatid segregation. The record is from RefSeq and is a predicted model, not a curated record. NCBI's taxonomy places the organism in Eukaryota, Fungi, Basidiomycota, Agaricomycetes, Agaricales, Psathyrellaceae. The coding region runs from base 1 to 612 and encodes 203 amino acids. Gene Ontology annotation, cellular component: kinetochore. The transcript is spliced from 5 exons.
AUGGCCACACCACGCGAAGAUCUCCCCAGAAUAUCAGUAGAUACCGUCGACGACUGGAAGAGACUAGCUUCCAAUUGCCGCCAGACAGCCGCUUCAAUACUCGAAGCAGAAGUUCGUGCAAAAGGUCUCCAAUCCGAACGCGACGCGCUCAACCAACAUAUGCAAGAGUUCAUUUCUAGGACAUUUACAGUCGCGCAACCAAACCUUCGCGUCAACGGGAACCCCUUUGCAGCUCUAGAAAAUAUAAACGCACAUGACAUGGAGUCAUUCGACGAAGCACUAGACCGGCGUAUUUGGUCGCUAGCAGACACCCGUUUCCAAUGGGACAAACGGAUAGCGGAAAACCGAAAGAACGCACCCGCAGAAAUCAGUGCAAUAGUCGGCCAAUCUCUGCAACAACACCAUCAACUCGACGCAGAGGUCGGCGCUGACGCUGAAGAAACGGAAGAAGUCCCACCCGAAGACCCAAUUAAAGAUCUAGAAAGCGCGACAGAAGCCGUUCUCAAAACGACCGCCCUCGCAGAGGAACUCUCGCAGACAAUACAAAAACAACAAGAAAGAAGCGAACGAGUAAAGGUCGUGUCUGCAGAGAUCAAGUCUCUGAGGCCAUAA